Molecule: messenger RNA, 204 nt
Organism: Penicillium oxalicum
Lineage: Eukaryota; Fungi; Ascomycota; Eurotiomycetes; Eurotiales; Aspergillaceae
Exons: 1
Coding region: 1-204 (67 amino acids)
Source: RefSeq, a predicted model, not a curated record
AUGGAAAAGAAGAGAAGGGGAAACCCUCCCAACGAGAAAGCUCACAAAAAACGCCGGUUGACCCACAAGACCUCAGGUAUUCCCAAGACAGAAGAAGAAGAAGAAGAAGAAGAAGAAGAAGAAGAAGAAGAAGAAGAAGAAGAAGAAGAAGCAGCAGCAGCAGCAGCAGCAGCAGCAAAGGAGCAAUCAUGGUUUACUGAGUAA